Messenger RNA from Symbiodinium sp. CCMP2592, 672 nucleotides. The record is from the annotation of a GenBank genome assembly. Lineage: Eukaryota; Dinophyceae; Suessiales; Symbiodiniaceae.
AUGAAGCCUGCGCACGAUGCGUGUGCCGUGAGUCUGCUGCUGUCUUCGAUCAGCACGGGGGUGCCCGAGGACGUGCAGGUUUCUGUGGUGGGGCUUGCGACGAUGAUCAUCGCCCGCGACAUCAACGCUUGCGAACAGGCAAUCCUGGAAAACCAGUACCAUGAUGGGGUUGUCGUGGAUGGCGACAAGCCGUUCUUUCUGUGGCGGACUUUCGCUGAUCUGGUUUCAUCGAGGAAGCGCGACUUGCAGAAGGCCACGGCGCGUUUUCUGAACACGCUCUUCUGGAGGCUUCCACAAGACACGAUCGAGCUCACCACGAAACCUCGUGGACAGAGUUCGGAAGAGUACUGGAUGCUGCCCCGACUUCUCGAUGCUCUCGGACAUCCAGACGACGAGGCUGUCGAGGACCUCCUGCAAGUGCUGUCGCCCCUCGCAUCGUCUGUGCAAGCCGUGAAGAAGGAGGACUUGGAGGAAGAGUUCGCUCAUCUCGUGUUCGUCCCGCAGAACACCCUGCAGCGAGAACGAGAGACUCCAGCACAACGGCUUCUGCGUGAGGCUGCUGGGAUGAUCAGCGAUGGCGAGCGGGUGAGCGUCUGUCUGCCAUGUCUUGUUGCACUGCACCUAAUCGAGCGGCAGCGCGCGUUUCGGGCCGUUCGGGACGAAACGCCCUGA